AUGGUGGCCUCCUGCGACCUUGAGGAGCCUGGAUGCCAAAUCCAGGCCUCAAGAAGCUGCAGGACGGCUACGUGUAUUUAUACAACCACCUACAGUCUCACAGCCUACAGCAUGAUGUUUCUCUUUUGUAACCUCCAAGAGCCGGAGUGCCAGAUUGAGGCCCUCAAGAAGCUGCAGGACGGCUACGUGUAUUUGUACAAUCAUCUACACUCUCACAGCCUAGAGCGUGAGAGAGAGUACUUGAAACGAGAUUUCGAGUGCUCGUGUAAGAGUAAAGGUUAUUUUAACCUUACAUCCCAACAGUACAUUAUAAUGUACUUUAUUAUAUUUUUAUCUAUUUUGUUUUACGAGUAUAAGCCAUGUCCCAGGGUAUUUAACCUGUGGACUAGGGGAGCUUCCCCGGAGCCGGAGGUGGCCGCUGAGGCGGUCAUAGGCAUUGUUUGA
This is a messenger RNA of Morchella sextelata, 444 nucleotides long. RefSeq lists its product as uncharacterized. The record is from RefSeq and is a predicted model, not a curated record. The transcript is spliced from 7 exons. NCBI's taxonomy places the organism in Eukaryota, Fungi, Ascomycota, Pezizomycetes, Pezizales, Morchellaceae. Bases 1 to 444 code for a protein of 147 amino acids.